CAGGCCGGUAAUAGGGCCAAACCCUGCACUGUUUCGCACUAAGAAGCACAGCAACACAACACGAGCUCAUGCAGAUACACUCGGGCACUCACAAGCAUCUGAGAGGGGCAGUGACAAGGAGAAUCGAGCGUAUACGGACGCAGGGGUUAGUAAAUUCGAGUCGAAUGUGAGCUAUUUGGACGAUAUGAGCAAGAAACGGAGCGGCAACAAGCCGGGGCGUGGGAGCGAGGGCAAGCUCAGAGACGGUGUGUGGGAUAGUUCUAAUAAUAGACACGGGCAUAAGCCAAACAAGAUAGGCGAGUUACCUACCAAGCGGCAGAAAGCGCCGCGUUUGCCGACGAGACUGGACACGGGCACAGAGGAGAGUGUGAAGGAUGUCUUUGCUUUUACUGAACCCAACGAACCGAAUAAGAGGAUCCAAAAGGAAAAGUGGAUCAAACCACAGUCCAAGAAGAUACCACAAGUAAGGAGCAGCAUGGAUCAAAGACAGAGGAUCAAGCAGACAAAGGAGCGCGAGAAACAGGCAUAUAUAGAACAGGGUGCGGAUGCAUUAAAGCGGAUCCGAGAGCAAAGGGGGAAAAAGGUUUUGGGUGUGGCUGCGCGGCGUCAGAUGCAGGCCGACGAGGAGAUACGCGCGGCAAAACAAAUAAAGAAGGACAACUACCAAUCGAGCAUCCUUGAGUACAAUCAAAAGAGCAAGACACAGGCUAAAACUAGGAGGGAACAUGUCAACAAUUUUAAUUCAAGCGUCAAAUCAGCCAAAACCAAACGAGGGGCGCCACUCCUUACAAGCUCAAAGAGAGAGAAGAACCGUGCAGCAACCGACAGUGAUGGAGCGAGCAGUGACGAUGACUUCGACAGCGAUAGGAGGUCUUCCACGGGGUAUGCUUCUGGUGCACCUUCAUCUGAAACCCGGGACCGGUCUAGAAGUGUCAGUGGAGAGGGGAACAGGAGCGACAAUCAACCGGCGAGGAGAAGGAAUAGUCUGAGAAGUGCAGAUAGUCCGACUUCGGAAAGCGAGACUAAAAGUAAGAAAAACGGGACAACUGCAUGCAGUACGGGCACCAUGCGAGAUAUAUUUAAUCAUAGACAGAAUCCGAGUAGGAGGGGUGAACAUGCACGAAAGGAGCCGAGUAGUAAGAGUAGGACUAGAACUUCGGGUUGUGCAUUGGAUAACUCCGAUGACGCUAGCGAUGCUGGCGGGGAGAUCUUGGAGCUGCCCAAGGACAGUGGUAGGGGGAAUAUUGAGCGGGGAAUGGAUAGUCCGUCACGAGAAAAGAGAAACGCCUCGGACAAGAAAGAACCCGGCGAGAAAUACGAAGACGCGGAUGGUGUGUUUGACCCAAUGGACCCUGGGGGAGGCAGUAGUAGUAUUGAACAGAUAGGUGAGCUUAAACCGCACAAAAAGCGACCGAGAAAGGACUUCCCCGGGAGUGGGGAGGUGACGAGUGAGGUAUCACUUGAUGAUACGAAGCACGAUAAUGAUAAGGAGGGCGUGAACGAUGAGAACGGGGAUGGGGACGUGAGAGAAGUAGUUGUACAGCCCAAAAGUGGGAAGAACAAGGUGCAGAAGUUUCCGGACUUGUCCGAUAGUGCUUCGGCUAUGGAUAGGGAUGGUGUUGCCGGUGAGAAGGAGGUUGAUAUACAGGUGAAAAGCCGGAAGAAGAAAUCGCAGAAGAAAUUACCAGCCAUGCCCGACAGUCCGUUAGUUGCGAGUGGGAUGGCUUCGGAUGUAGAGGUUGACGGAAAGAAUGUUAAGGACGACCAUGAAAGUAGCGAUGCGAAUGAGAAGGAGGAAGAUGUACAGGUGAAAAGCUGGAGGCGUAAGGCGCAGAAGAGGUUACCUGAUAUGCCCGAGAAUGAGUUGAUUGCGAGUAAAGAGGCAUCGGAUAUAGAGGGAGAUUGUGGGAAGAAUACUGAUGAGUAUGUAGGUAGUGAUGCUGAAGAGAAGGAGGAUGUUUUACAGCCCAAAGAACGAAAGCGUAAAGCGCAGAAGUGGUUACCUGAAAUGCCCGAGAAUGAGUUGAUUGCGAGUAAGGAGGCAUCGGAUAUAGUGGGAGAUUGUGGGAAGAAUACGGAUGAGCAUGUAGAUAGUGAUGCUGAAGAUAAGGAGGAUGUUAUACAGCCCAAAGAACGAAAGCGUAAAGCGCAGAAGUGGUUACCUGAAAUGCCUGGUAGUGAGACAAAACUGAAUGAGAGCGCUGAUGAUGUGAGCAACCAAGAGAAGACCACCACUACGAGGUCUACACGUGCGGUCAGGAGAUCCACGACCGAAACGAUACCCGAAACGCCCGGAAGUGGACCAUUAUCGAGUAGCAAGCUCUCCGGUCGACUAUCACCGAGUGGCGGCUCAGUGGGUACACGGAGUUCCGGGAGAAGGGGAUCUACCACCACGAGUAUGCCAACCAAAACUAUAGACUUUAAAUCGGGUGUGCUGUCCCGUAUACGAUCUCGCAGAAAUGUAGAGACCAGCGACCCAGAGGAAGAGAAACCAAAGGGCAUGACUUCAAGAGCAAGGAAAAGGACCGGUCUCAAAUUUACGGGUUCAGGUGCGGUCAGUGUUGCCGGUACGGAUGUGGUCGAAGCUACGAACGACACACCUGUAGUUGACGAAGAUCCUGGGCCAAGGAAAAGGUUAAAACGCGUCAGUGGUAAAAUGACAACAUUGCCUGAGUCGCUCGAUGCCCCGGCGGAGAAUGAUGAAGAUAACGCGUUACUCAAGAUCCCCAAGAAGAAGCAGCGCAACGGCAACAAGACUGCCAAACCAAUUUCUGGAGAGCUCAGCGAUCUCGGUGAUAUGGACAGUGACGAGGACAAACCUAUUUGGAACAAAUCGACGAACAGCAAACCACAGGCUGGAGGUAAG
This is a messenger RNA of Sphaeroforma arctica JP610, 2866 nucleotides long. RefSeq lists its product as hypothetical. The record is from RefSeq and is a predicted model, not a curated record. The transcript has 7 exons. The annotation marks the transcript as partial. Lineage: Eukaryota; Ichthyosporea; Ichthyophonida.